GAAUGAGCGAGCGAGUUCUCAUUUGUGAUUAUUUUUCGUUCGUGUAUAUCUCCUCUUCUGCUUACCGAUAUUCCGCUCCACAGCAAGCAAACACAGAAAAAUAUACAAUAAUCGGUAAACAAUAAGCAAAUUGCAUAUUAGACUCAUACCACAAAAUGACUUCUACCGUUCCUGACGACAGAAAUGAGGAACGACGUCGUAGAGUGUUGCUGGGUCCUCUCCCAGCUGGUUUUUUGCGAGCUGACGGCACCACGGACAAUGUAGAUGCAGACUACCAAGCUGCACUGGCCUUGCAGCAGCAGCUUAGUGGUUCUACUAUGCCACCUGCGGGACCACCUCUCACAGCCAGAUUGAGUAUUACGAUUGUUCAAGCCAAACUUGUUAAGAACUAUGGCCUCACCCGCAUGGAUCCGUAUGUCCGCCUCCGUGUAGGACACUGCAUCUACGAAACCCACACCGACCCCAGCGGUGGGAAGACGCCCAGAUGGAACAAAGUCAUCCAUUGUCUCCUUCCGCCUGGUGUCAACUCGGUGUACCUGGAAAUCUUUGACGAAUGCUCCUUCACAAUGGACGAGCUCAUAGCCUGGGCCCACAUCACUAUUCCACCAGCUGUGCUUAAUGGAGAGACUCACGAAGACUGGUAUCCUUUGAAUGGCAAACAAGGCGACGGUGUUGAAGGCAUGAUCAACCUCGUGCUAAGCUACUCGGUCGGUCCAGCUGCCGUAGCCACUUUCCCCCCAGUUCUUGUGGUACCAAGUACCGGCAUGGGAUACGCGGCGAUGCCAAUGUACCCACACGUGCCCCAUCAUCAGCCCGUGCCCCACCCAGCACAGCCCCCGCCCCAGGUCCAGAACCAACCUGUCACCGCUGAACAGCUGCAACAGAUCGAGGAAAUGUUCCCGAGCAUUGACAAGGAAGUGAUAAAAUCCGUACUGGAAGCUAACCGCGGAAACAAAGACGCAACCAUUAACUCCCUGCUGCAAAUGUCCGAGUAAACAGUAGUGGUUAGUUCGGAAUAACUGAAAAAAAUAUCUAUUGUAUGUAUAUCUUACUUAGCUUCGUCCGUGGCAUUUCAGUUCAAUAUAGAGCGUCUAGUGCCAACUUUUGAGUUGAAACCAUAGAGGUAUAAGAAUAGAGUGGGGAAGGCGGCUCUAAAAGUGUCCGUCUAGUAGAAACAGAACGAAGAUGAGAGAUCGCUAGCUAUCUCUCUCUCUUGUGACGCAUGGCAUCCAAUGGCAUCACAUCGGAAUAGUAAGAUACUUACGGUUG
Chilo suppressalis (striped riceborer) is the source of this 1269-nucleotide messenger RNA. NCBI's taxonomy places the organism in Eukaryota, Metazoa, Arthropoda, Insecta, Lepidoptera, Crambidae. The record is from the annotation of a GenBank genome assembly.